This is a messenger RNA of Austrofundulus limnaeus, 1126 nucleotides long. It is a transcript of the gene pdyn, whose product is annotated as prodynorphin. The transcript is spliced from 3 exons. NCBI's taxonomy places the organism in Eukaryota, Metazoa, Chordata, Actinopteri, Cyprinodontiformes, Rivulidae. Bases 237 to 914 code for a protein of 225 amino acids. Gene Ontology annotation, molecular function: opioid receptor binding. Gene Ontology annotation, cellular component: neuronal cell body; dendrite; plasma membrane. The record is from RefSeq and is a predicted model, not a curated record. Gene Ontology annotation, biological process: sensory perception; chemical synaptic transmission; neuropeptide signaling pathway.
AGAUGAUGAUGGGAUAAACGCCUCUCCUCGGUGUGGGUGUUUCCUGAAGCACGGCUCGUUGCCCUCCCAUUGGUCAGCUCCCAGAUGACAGCCGAGGCUCCGCGGAUAAAAAGAACCGCGACGCGCGAGCGGCAAGUGUCGGACGGAGGAGCGCGAGCCGGUUCGACGCGCCUCUGCGAGUCUCUCUCAUCACGGCUGGAAGAAUUAGUCCAAUCCCUCAAGGGAGCCGGUGCAGAAUGGAGUGGUACGUCCUGGUGCUGAUGCUGAGCUUCCCGCCCUCCAUCCACUCAGACUGUUCGGCUGAGUGCCAGAAAUGCGCGCAACAGCUGCUGCGCCCGGACUUCAGCAGCCUGUCCUGCAGUCCGGACUGUGAGGGGGAGCUGCAGAGCUGCGCCCCGGUCCCGAGCCUGGCGGACUUCACGGAGGACGCGGCGGCGGCGGCGGAGGAGCGGCAGCAGGCGGACCUGGUCAAACGUUACGGCGGCUUCAUCAAAAGGAUCGACAAGAACAAACUCUUCACCUCCUCCAACUCCGUCCUGAAGCCCGCGGCGGCGCCAAAACUCUACCAGGAACUCCUGAAGCGGCUGGAGGCGCGAGGCGCGCCGCGGGACGGGGACCAGGACCAGGACCAGGACCUGGACCAGGAGGAGGAGGACGCGCGCGCGUUCGUCAAACGCUACGGCGGCUUUUUACGCAAAUUCGGCCCCAAAUCAAAGAGGAGUAGCUCCGGGGAGCAGGAGGAGCAGGAGGAGAGCCGGGAGGAGCUCCAGAAGCGCUACGGCGGCUUCAUGCGGAGGGUCCGACCCAAACUCAACAUCAACAACCUGAAGUGGGACAAGAGGUACGGCGGGUACCUGCGGCGCCACUUCAAGUUCUCCGUGCGCUCCGUGGAGGAGCCCCUGUACUCCUCCUGAACUCCUCCUGCUGAGGAGGAGAACCUGAGGAACUGCUGCUGCAGCUGUGUUUCUGUCUGCUUGUUUAAUAAAAACUCUUCCUGUUUGUCCCAGAGUCGCGCUUUGUUCUGGACGCAGAUGGAUGUUUGGAGACUUCAUGAUCAAAAAGAGAGAAAAAUGUACAGAACAGAGCUUUAAUUUAUCUCACUGUUUGUUUUCUGUAAAUAACUUUU